This is a messenger RNA of Entrophospora sp. SA101, 821 nucleotides long. Lineage: Eukaryota; Fungi; Glomeromycota; Glomeromycetes; Entrophosporales; Entrophosporaceae. The record is from the annotation of a GenBank genome assembly.
UUGCACAAAUAUUCCAUGAUCUUGAUGGUGGCUUUAGACCAAUAAAUUUUCUUUUUGAGAAUUUACCAACAAAAGCCAACAAAUUACGUGAUCAAGCACACAUUAAAAUGCGUAGUUUCUUUUUGGAUAUAAUGAAAUCACGUCGUGAAAGAGGUGUCACUGAUGGCACAGACAUUAUGCAAUAUUUGACAAAAGAUUGUGUUUAUAAAGAUGGAAAAAAAUUAUCAGAUGAAGAAGCAGCACAUAUUAUGAUUGCAAUGUUAAUGGCAGGUCAACAUACAAGCUCUACAACAAGUGCAUGGGCUUUUCUUUACCUUGCCCAGAGUCCAGGAUUAUUUGAGAAAUUAAGACAAGAACAAAUCAGAGUGUUGGGAUCACUUAAUGCUCCAUUAACUUUUGAGGCAUUGAAGGAGAUGACACUGCAUGACAAUGUUGUUAGGGAGACAUUGCGUUUACGACCACCUAUUCUUACGAUUAUUCGUAAAGUUAUUAGAGAUAUGAAAAUUCCAGGUACAAAUUAUGUCAUACCAAAAGAUUACUACAUCCAGGCUAUUCCAGUGGUUUCAGCAUGUUCAGAUGAAUUUUUUGAAAAUGCACAGACAUUCAAUCCUGGUAGAUGGGAGGAGUUUGAUAAGAGCAACUUAGUUAAGGAAAGGAAUGAUGAUCUUGUGGAUUAUGGAUUUGGUGUUUUGCAUUCUGCUAGUGCCAAAUCACCAUUUAUUCCAUUUGGUGCAGGACGUCAUAGAUGCAUUGGAGAAACAUUUGCAUAUUUACAAAUUAAAACAAUUAUAGCAAUAUUUGUUGAUGUGAAUCAAAAUUGA